Messenger RNA from Sesamum indicum (sesame), 3409 nucleotides. It is a transcript of the gene ARK2, whose product is annotated as armadillo repeat kinesin 2. The record is from RefSeq and is a predicted model, not a curated record. Gene Ontology annotation, molecular function: plus-end-directed microtubule motor activity; ATP binding; microtubule binding. Gene Ontology annotation, biological process: microtubule-based movement; mitotic spindle assembly; spindle elongation. NCBI's taxonomy places the organism in Eukaryota, Viridiplantae, Streptophyta, Magnoliopsida, Lamiales, Pedaliaceae. Gene Ontology annotation, cellular component: mitotic spindle; spindle microtubule.
UUUCUCCCAGUGAAGUAAUCUAAUUCUAUGUCCUGUUGUUUGUCAACCAUUUUUCAGAAUUUAUGCCUUGGAGCUUACUAUUAAAGGUGAACUUCCAAAAUUUACUGAGAAUGAAAUCCUGCUACCACCUGUCCGUCCGUCCUGGCUAAAAAAGCACCGCACACUGUUGGGACCCUCCCCCCAUCCCCGCCCUUUGUCCUGUUUCCUCUCGUUUUCAACUUAAAGCCCAUCCCAAAAGACCUAAAAACCCCUCCCCCAUUCACUUAAUUCCCCCCCACUCAUCUCACUUGAUAAUACAUUUGGCGUCACUCACUCACUACUCCUCUCUGUUGUUUUUCCUCUUAAUUUAAAUUCAUUUUUGCCUUGAGAGGAAAAACACACAGACAGCAAAAUAAAAUGGCUACUGGUGGUUACAGGAAUGGUGUGCAGAAGCCUCCAAACCUUCGUACUUCUUCCUCUUUCAAAUCGAAGCUUCCGCCUUCUAAUACCCGCCGCAGCACUCCUGCCUCGCUCGCCGCCGACUCCGUUUCAGGAAGAGUCAGAGUUGCUGUAAGAUUGCGACCUCGAAAUGCUGAAGAGCUGGUAGCAGAUGCAGAUUUUGCUGAUUGUGUGGAGUUGCAGCCGGAGCUUAAAAGAUUGAAACUUCGGAAGAACAAUUGGGAUUCUGAUACUUAUGAGUUCGAUGAGGUUCUUACUGAAUUUGCAUCACAGAAGCGUGUAUACGAAGUUGUUGCCAAACCUGUCGUCGAGAGUGUUCUAGAUGGUUACAAUGGGACAGUCAUGGCUUACGGUCAAACUGGUACGGGGAAGACUUAUACUCUUGGACGAUUGGGUGAUGAAGACACUUCUGCUCGGGGUAUAAUGGUGCGCUCCAUGGAGGAUAUACUUGCAAAUAUCUCUCCAGAGACUGAUUCUAUCUCAGUUUCAUACUUGCAGCUCUAUAUGGAGACCAUCCAGGAUCUACUAAAUCCAGCAAAUGAUAAUAUUUCAAUUGUUGAGGAUCAAAAAACAGGUGAUGUUUCGUUGCCAGGGGCAACCGUUUUGGAGAUCAGGGAUCAGCAAAGUUUUGUUGAACUUUUACGCUUGGGAGAAGCUCAUAGAAUUGCAGCUAACACUAAAUUGAACACUGAAUCUUCCCGUAGUCAUGCCCUUCUCAUGGUACAUGUCAAGAGAUCUGUUUCAGGCAGGGACGAUGAAUAUCCUCUUGAAACUCAAAACCGCUCUAACUUGGUUGGUAAUUUGCGGCCACCUAUGCUACGAAAAGGCAAACUAAUUGUCGUGGAUCUUGCUGGUUCUGAACGCAUACACAAAUCAGGAAGCGAGGGACAUAUGUUGGAAGAAGCCAAGUCUAUAAACCUUUCACUUAGUGCUUUGGGAAAAUGUAUAAAUGCUUUGGCAGAAAAUAGUUCUCAUGUCCCUGUUCGAGACUCAAAGCUUACAAGGUUGCUUAAAGAUUCAUUUGGAGGCACGUCCAGAACUUCAUUAGUUGUCACAAUUGGUCCAUCACCACGGCAUCGAGCUGAGACUGCAAGUACUAUAUUGUUUGGACAAAGGGCUAUGAAGGUGGAGAACAUGCUGAAGAUCAAGGAAGAAUUUGACUACAAGAGUUUGUCCAAAAGGCUUGAGAUAGAAAUUGACAAACUUAUUGCUGAAAAUGAAAGACAGCAAAAGGUUUAUGAAAAUGAGAUUGAAAGAAUCAGAUUGGAAGCUCAGAAACGCGUUGCUGAGGCUGAAAGAAAUUAUGUGGAAAUUUUAGAGGAGGAGAAAAUGAAAUGUCAGAUGGAUUACAUGGAAUCAAUUAAGAAGCUUGAGGAGAAAUGGACUGCCAACCAGCAAAAGCAUGCCAUUAAUGGAGAGGUUCAGAGAGGUGCUGUUAAUGAAGAGGUUGCUGAGCUAAAAACUAUGCUUCAAAAUGAAACUCGCCUGCGGAAGGCAGCUGAAGAGGAAAUUCAAAACUUAAAAACACAGCUACUUCAAUUCUCAAAGAUGGAGUUGGCAGGGGGAAGUACUGACGACCUUAGCCUUCCAGAAGUGCUGGGAGAGGAGAGUCGUCAGAAGAAGAAACUUGAAGAAGAAGUGAAAGUUCUACGAAGUCAAUUGGCUCAGCUGUCUAUAGAAGCUAAUCAAGCUAGAAGCUAUUCGGACAGCGGCAACUCUGGUAACGCCCUUCUUGGUCUGGAUUGCUUUACUCCACUUAAUCAUCUGCGGCCUAGAGAUGGAAGCAAUGGAGAAAGAGCGUCAAUUACAAACCUUCAUGAACAAGUUGGAUUGCAAAAAAUAUUGUCAUUGCUUGAGUCAGAGGAUGCCAAUGUGCGGAUUCAUGCUGUGAAAGUGGUGGCCAAUUUAGCUGCAGAAGAAGCGAAUCAGGAAAAGAUAGUUGAAGCUGGUGGGCUUACUUCGUUACUGAUGCUCCUUAGAAGGUAUGAGGAUGAAACAAUCCGUAGAAUAGCAGCUGGUGCAAUUGCCAAUCUUGCUAUGAAUGAGUCUAAUCAAGAGCUCAUAAUGGCCCAAGGUGGAAUCUGUCUAUUAGCAAUGACAGCUGCUGAUGCUGAAGAUCCUCAGACUCUGAGAAUGGUUGCUGGAGCAAUAGCUAAUCUAUGUGGGAAUGAUAAACUGCAAACAAGGCUGAGGUCAGAAGGCGGCAUCAAAGCUCUAUUAGGGAUGGUAAGAUGUAGACAUCCGGAUGUUCUGUCUCAAGUUGCCCGCGGUAUCGCAAACUUCGCAAAGUGUGAAUCUAGGGCAUCUUCUCAAGGAACAAGAGAAGGCCGAUCUCUCUUGAUUGAGGAUGGUGCAUUGCCGUGGAUAGUACAAAAUGCCAAUAAUGAAGCGUCACUAAUCAGACGCCAUGUUGAGCUUGCACUCUGCCACCUGGCACAGCAUGAGGUUAACGCAAAAGAUAUGAUCAGUGGAGGAGCCCUGUGGGAGCUAGUUCGUAUUUCACGUGACUGUUCUAGGGAAGACAUAAGGGCUCUUGCUCGUCGAACUUUGACAUCAAGUUCCACAUUUCAAGCUGAAAUGCGACGCUUGAGAAUAGAGGUGUAAAUACCGAUUUAUUGACCUAACCUAAUUUCUCCUCUUAUAUAUCUCUUGGUGACCAGCAAAAGGUCUUUAGAAUGCCGUCUGCAGCACUUAGGGAUGCUGUACCAUGAAAUGUGAUUAUAGCUUCUGCCUGAAAAGAUUCUCCAUAUGAUUGUCCGUUAACUUUUUACGUUACCACAUUUUUUUGUGCCGGCAGUCCCUAUAUGCGGUUGCUUCAGCUUCAGUUUUGUAGUGGUUGAUUUUUCAUUUACUGGCAGUUGUAUAUAAGAAGAUAGUCGAUGAAAUUUGUUUUUGUGUGAUAAACUUGAAGCAUGUCCCCUGUGUGAGGUUUCAUCAAACUUAAUGCAGUUAUCAAUGAGACUUUGCUCAA